Lineus longissimus is the source of this 3536-nucleotide messenger RNA. RefSeq names its product ankyrin-1-like. NCBI's taxonomy places the organism in Eukaryota, Metazoa, Nemertea, Pilidiophora, Heteronemertea, Lineidae. The coding region runs from base 117 to 2138 and encodes 673 amino acids. The record is from RefSeq and is a predicted model, not a curated record. The transcript has 2 exons. Gene Ontology annotation, cellular component: nucleus. Gene Ontology annotation, biological process: positive regulation of transcription by RNA polymerase II; proteolysis. Gene Ontology annotation, molecular function: protein binding; aspartic-type endopeptidase activity; transcription cis-regulatory region binding.
UCUUAUUCUUCAAACGGCUGGUGGGAUAGUCUGGUGGAGUAGGACGUGGUGAAUACCUUGAAUGAACGCUGAUCGACAGACUGGCCUCCCCAGAAAAGGUCGGCGCCUCCGCCGAGAUGACCAAUCUCUUUAGCCCAGAUCUCCAGUACCAGGGCUGGUCACCCCUCCAUUUCGCCUCCGCCUACGGAGACCUCUGCCGGCUGAAACAACUACUGGGUGAUGGCGCAGAUCCCAAUUACAUGACACCGGGAAAGACACCACUGCACUGCGCAUGCGAAACCGGAAACUUACAAAUUAUUGAAGCUCUCAUCGAAGGUGGCGCGGAUCCGAAUGCUUUGACAUUUGACCCGGAAAGAGAAGGAAUGUGUCCGUUGUAUAUCGCGUAUAUAUUUGGCCACAAGCAUAUUCUGAAAAGAUUGAUGCAACUCGGGGCAAAAAUGAACAAACAGAUUACGGAGUUGCAUUUGGCUGUCUUGUUCUCUGAAUUAGACAACGUUGACGCCAUUUUGAAACGCGAAACUACAGACGUGAAUGUACGGGAUUAUGACGAAAAGACACCUCUCCACGUGGCAGCAAAACAUGGCCUUUUUAGCGUUGCUAGCAAAUUGCUUCAACCAGAUGCGUGCGCAGUGAAUGUAUUCGAUAGAGGCGGGAGAACCCCGCUUGAUUUUGUGGUCGAGCACAGAAUCAAGCAGAUAUUCAAGACAGAUGUUGAGGAGAACGAAAAGCCGCCCCCUCCGGUUGAGACGAGGCCGCGAAGUCUGAUUGGCACGCCCAAGAAAUCCAACAUCCUCAGCUCAAACCCUCCGCUGGUAGACAAUCAUCAGAUUACCCCUCCAUACAAGACAUACUUAGACAAGGAAUCAAAAGACGUCAUCAUGUGUAUGUCGAAUGGCUACAUGAGUUUCAUCAAGCUCAUGUUGGAAAAAGCUGACAUCAAACGUGAAAGAGAUACUCGGGGCUAUAGCCUCCUUCACCGAGCAGCAGACGCCAGUGACUUUUCCCUUGCAAAGCUCCUGGUCGGUCAUGAUAGGUCCUGUAUUGAUGACAUCACAACUAUUGAAGGGAAAACAGCCCUUCAUUUUGCAUGCGACAGGGGUAGUGAGCGCCUUGUAAAGUUUUUACUGGACAGUGGUGCAUCUGUGAAUGUUUUGACGGACAGGGAUGUGACGCCAUUGCACCUAGCCAUCAGAGGUAAACACAGAGAUAUCGUCAAGAAAUUGUUAAUGAAAGGGGCUGAGACAGACGUCAUUGACUCAUACAGAGGCCACACCCCUAUCCACUCCGCUGUCAUCAACAAUGCUAAUGAUGUUGUUGAACUUCUCUUGGCACACGGCGCAAAUAUCGACAUCCGGGAGCGGUGGAAUAAAUACACCAUCUUACAUCUUGCGUGGAAAAGCGAUAACAUGGCCCAAAUCGAUAACUUAUUGGAGAACCACUUGACAAUCAUGGAUGCAGCAGACGUAAAUGGCCUCACCACAUUUUUGACAAUUGUUUAUGAUUUCGUCCAGGCCGAGCCCUCUUCUCCGAGGACGUACAACAAAGCAAAAUACGCUGCGCCUCUGAUGAGUUUAGCCAAUCAUGGCUGCCUCCUGUCCAGUUCACUUUUGGCAGUUUAUCAGAAGAACCCCACCAUUCACGUCACGGAUCUAAUCUUCGAUGUUUACUGCAAGGAAAACAGGGACAAGAUCGGUCAUCACCUGACAAUACUACUCCUCGGUAUCGCUUGCGGAACCUACGACACCAUAGAUAAAAAAUUAAUCCAGGAACUGUGUUAUUGUCGCCAUAUUGAUAUGUUACGUCACGUCCGGGUGUGCGGUUUCAGAAGCUUCAAGCGGAAGGAGCUCCGCAACAUCAAAGAUGCCGGUUUAGUAGAAAUUGUUGACGCUGAAGUCCUUAACUUGAAAGAUAUGUGCAGACUGACGGUCAGACGUCUGCUUUUGGCUGUUCAAAAUGUGGAUUUGGGGAAAUCGGAGAAUGGAACCCGCGGCCCUUUUCAUCGUCUGCUGCAGAAGUUCCCGCAUUUUUUAAAGCGUCGAACUCCAGAACGUAGCCUACAGCUCUGGCGGAUUCAGGCACUUCCUGUUCCAUCUACAGUCAAGAGAUUCUUGUCCUUCAGUAUGUAUCCUGAGCAAUAGCUUUAUUGAUUGGACUAGCUUGGUUAAACUUGCUGAGGCCGACUGAUGGGGAAACUGAAAGUACCUUUGCGAGAAGGACUCUUCGUAAACUGCUCUUGACGAUUAUGAUGGUGUCGCGAGUUAGUUCAUCAACAUUCGACCUUUAUCUCACAAUAAUUGCAUGUCAACAUGUCACAUUCACAUCAUUUUAUCUUCAUUCAUACGCAUACACUUGUCACAGAUGUCCGUUUUCUUUAUAUAUCUUCAAAUGUUUGGUUCAACCCGACAAUUGUAAAAACAGUAACUUCACUCUGAUUUGGAAAAAGACCACCAUGUUUGACCUCAACACAAAGGUGUUCAAACACUUCUUUAAAUAUAUUUUUGCUCAUGCCGAUCCACCGUCGUUGUGCGUACACUAUCCUUCACCGCCCAUCGGCCGUUACGGGCUGUUACUUUAUCGGUAGUCUCCCUGCAUUCCCUUCCUUUCUCACGCCUCCUCUGUCGCGACAACACUAACAUUACACUCACUCGUGGUUGUCGCACGAGAGACGCACUGAAAGCCAUCAUAAUUGAAGACCACGUGUUCAAUGAGUAACAGUUCCAGGGAUCCUGACCUGACCCAAAUGCACAGUGCAUUUUGUAUAUAAGAAGUGUAACCUGAUCCGAAGGUUGGCACUAUCGAUUCAGGCCGUCAUUCAAUUACUCGUGUCGAGCAAUUUGAUUGGCCACCCGUUUAUGAUGAGGCGUCCGACAGAUUACCUGGCGGGAGUUAUCGGUGGUGAAAAGAGGAGACUUUAGGACUGAUAUUCACCGCCGAUAAGUCGGCAUGUUUUUGCUUUGAAUAUCAUCUUUAUAACCACGAUUAGAAGUUUAAGGCAACAUGGAGAUACUGCAUUUUACCAUUGUCACGGCAAUACUGCCUGUAUCUCAGUUAAUACGUUGAAUACGUCCUAAUUUUCAUAUUCAAUAGGCACAUCUGAUAAGCAUUACACUCAAUGAUAGAAAACUCUGCGAUGGGAUUUGAUAACAACUAGUUUUAUUUACAAAAUCAACGACAUCAGCAAUCAAUUUGACAAAUCAACAUGUGCACAAAGGUAUAGAUACCGUUAUAAGCACAGUGCAGAGUAUCAGUAGAAUUUUACUUUUGUUUUUUUAAUACAUCUCAGUUUCACAUAAAAAUCAUUAUGCCAUGACCAUGCAUGCAUUCACUGAACUAAAAGCAAAGAGGUUUGUUUCGAUGCUUCAGUUUGUUUUCCGGCUAUUUUUCAAAUAAAUCACUUCAAUCGACCAGUUUAUUUCAGAAAGGUAUUUUCUCUCAUCUUACAAUCAUUAUUACGUCCCAUAGGAUAGCACACAGGAGGCAUUCUAAUUCUCCUAAUUAUAAUAGGUCUACCAUAAAUCUAUAACUCUAAAAGGUCA